Molecule: messenger RNA, 1911 nt
Organism: Caenorhabditis briggsae
Lineage: Eukaryota; Metazoa; Nematoda; Chromadorea; Rhabditida; Rhabditidae
Gene: Cbr-sdc-1
Product: Protein CBR-SDC-1
Exons: 7
Coding region: 1-1911 (636 amino acids)
Biological process (GO): regulation of transcription by RNA polymerase II
Cellular component (GO): nucleus
Molecular function (GO): RNA polymerase II transcription regulatory region sequence-specific DNA binding; DNA-binding transcription factor activity, RNA polymerase II-specific
Source: RefSeq, a predicted model, not a curated record
AUGCGACUUCUAUCGAAACGACGCCGGUACUUCUUCAUGACACUGCCACGUCUUCCGAUAGUAGCUCAGAAGACUGCAACCAUUGGACCACUACCAGAGGACUAUCGAGACUUUCCGGACAAAAUCAGCGGCUGGUUUGAGAUGGCCGAGAAGCGAUUGAAGAAGAAACCUGACUGGCCAUCGCACAAAAAGCGAUAUCCAUGUGUGUGGUGUGACUGGUCGUUCGACGCCACCGUCAAACUCGCCAAACAUCGAUACGUCCAUCGAAAUAUUGGCGUCUUUGCGUGUCAAGUGUGCUUGACACUGUUUAAUCAUCACUACAAUUUGUAUCAGCACUGGCGGAUGUCGUGUACACCAGUCACCAAGAGUAAAUCCGAUCAUGAGAUGAAGAACAUUGAUAUUUCAACAGUUCGAAACUAUGUGCUCUGCGCCAUGGGCACCGAGAAUCGCGCGCAAUCGUACCACGUCUUCGGAGGCGUCUUUUUUAUCCCUUCUCAAUGGUUUUUGGAUACGAAAUACAAUGUGAUCGACCCCCAUGAACAGAACGACUGUCAUUUGUGUCAUUUGGCGGUGCCGACGAAAUUUCUCGAGUGUCAUGGAGACGUUCAUCGUGGACGGUUCAGAAUUGACGGGAAGAUUUAUGGAGACUAUUUUUGUCAUAUUUGUGGCAAGAUUUUUAGAAGCCGCUGCACCCUACUGGAACACUGGCGUUUGGAUUGUCCAGAAGUCGUCUACUACCUUCCAGAAGACGUCGCCCUAGACGACGAAGAGCUUGUCGGCUUCGCGUGGCUCAUCCUCCAAAUGGCGAUUGCUCAUGAUAAAAUUCUGAUAAUGGCGAAAAAUUCGAGUUUGGCACUGGAAAAAUGGGCUCAUAGGCAUGCGAAAGAGAACAAUAUGAUUUAUUUGCUGGAUCGAUACUAUCAUUAUCCCCAGGAGCUAUGGCCACUGAAGCUGGAGACUGGAGAGGAUAUCAUUAGAGAUGCGAUCCCGAUUUUUGGGACCAGAGCUUUUUUGAGAAGUAUUAAUGGAGAAGUGACCCUCUACAAUCCGGAUAUCGCCGUGCACAUUGCGAAUCUCAUCGCCACCGCCUGUCCAGAUUUCUACGCAACCGGCGCCGUUUUUACGGAAAUUUUGGGUUGCGAAAGUAAAACGGAAGCGACGAAAAGCGUGUUUCGCAUCGUUUUGAGAUAUACAACAGCUGGUUCGGUUAUUUCGACGUACAAAAUCAAUCUGCGCACAUGUCCAUCGCUUCGUGUCAGUCGUCCACCGAAUCUUAGCAGAUCCCCAGGGGACUACAAUGUGGAAGAGGACUUUACGGCGCAUUUCGAAGAAUCUCGAAAAAUGUCGACAACUGAUAAGAACAAUCAGGACUACACAUGGUCGUGUGUGGGACGAAUGCGCGAUCAGCUUCAACGGAAUAAUUGGUUGAAGAGGGACGCGUUGGAGUAUACGUGCAGGAUUUGUAGGAAAAUCCUCGGUCAACGAUCAGCCCGCGAGCACUGGAUGCUGGAAUGUGCUCCACUUGGAAUUAUUCUUCCCAAAAUGCAAGAUCGUUCUUAUAUGGACGAAGGUCUGGAGACGUCGAUAGCGAAACAGAUGAAAAAAGUCGGAGCGAAAGUUUAUAUUGAUUGGGUACGACGGAAAGAGGAGAGAGCGGAUUCGGGGAAUUUUCAAUCGGUUGAUCGAAUCGGGGAAUACAAUAAGACGACGUUCUAUUGUUCGGACGCCGGGCUGGAGCAGAUUCGGAAGGGGUCGGCGAAGGCGAUGAGCAAUGCGAUGAGAAGAUAUACGGAGAGAUUUACUGCGAAGAAAUGCAUGGUGUUAGAGACGCAGUCAGCGGUGGUUUGUCCGCAUUGUGGUACGGUAGAUUUAAAAGUAGGAAUCCAGGAAUCCAGGAAUCUAGAUACUUAG